Messenger RNA from Mangifera indica (mango), 1201 nucleotides. RefSeq lists its product as uncharacterized. NCBI's taxonomy places the organism in Eukaryota, Viridiplantae, Streptophyta, Magnoliopsida, Sapindales, Anacardiaceae. The record is from RefSeq and is a predicted model, not a curated record. The coding region runs from base 540 to 950 and encodes 136 amino acids. The transcript has 2 exons.
CAAACCGAAACCGACUUGAAAACAAACCCUAACCCUAAUUUACCCCGAGCAUUCCUUCAUUAUUUAAAGACUGGCCCGAGCUAAUUAUUCUCCACAAUUGAAACCCACUUCUCAAAUUUCUCAAUAAUCAAAUACCAUAUUUCAGAUUUUCGAAAAUUGUCCAGAAGUCGCUCUCUUGAUAAGCCCGAGACGGAGAUUCUUAGUCAUUUUCGAUUUCAAUCUUCGUGGUUUUUGUUAAGAAAUUGUUUGUGAAUGGUGGAAACAAUCUUGAAGAGUAGUAAAUUGAUGCUCUCCCUUUGUGAACCAAGGGCGAGCUCAUCUCUUGCUUUUGCUUUUGGAUCUUGCAAAGAAGGCUGGUACUUCCGCUGCCUUGGCGUCGACCCUUAGAUUUUUUUUUGGUUUUUUGGUUUUGAUUGAAAAGAUUAGAUUUAUUUUAUCUCGAAGAAUAAACCAAUUUAAAAAAAAAAAAAAAGAAGCCCAAAUUCCAUUAACAUUCUUUCAAGCUUUUCCGGUUGAUUUUGUUUAUUUAGUAAGCGAAAAUGUUGUACAAGCAGAAGAAGAACCCGGCCCCAAAGGGCAACAGGUUCUUGAUCAGCAUUACGGUUCAGGGCAGCGCCGGCCCGAUCCGUUUUGUGGUGAAUGAAGAAGAGCUUGUUGCUGCUGUUAUUGAUACGGCUUUAAAAUCUUAUGCUCGUGAAGGGAGAUUGCCGAUUCUUGGCUCUGAUCUUAAUGAUUUCUUCCUCUAUUGCCCCAAUGCCUGCUCUGGUGCUCUGAGUCCAUGGGAUACAAUUGGUUCGCCUGGCGUCCGAAAUUUUAUGCUGUGCAAGAAGCCACAGACUGAGAAGAUUGGAGAAGCUGGAACAUUGGAAACUGCCAUUGCUCGACGGGGAAGCGGGAAGUGGAAGACAUGGCUCAACAAGUCCCUCAAUCUUAAGAUCUCUUCCCAUUAAGUAAUAUCAAUGAUGAAUCUUUUCUCCUUUCAAUUUGGGAAGUUGAAUUAUCUUGUUUUUUGUUUGUCAAGGAGGAUCCCUUGGUCGAACCAAAAAACCAAUCAUAUCAAACAGGUGAAACCAAUUCGGGAACUCUUACCAGUUUGGAUUGUGCUUUGGAUUUUAGUUUCUUGGUUUGAGUCGAAUAAACUUGAGUCAUAAUUGUUACUCCUUUUGAGUUAUUUUCCCCGGAAUAAAUUUGAGUUAUUUAA